GCUGGAGCAGCCGGAAAUCAAGGUGGCUGGAGUAGACUGUAGGGCGCUGCGCUGUCCGGUGGUAGCCCGAGCGGGCUAGUUGCUGCGCUGACGAUGUCGGUGUUUCACGACGAGGUGGAGAUCGAAGACUUCGAGUACGAGGAGGAAACGGAGACGUAUCUCUACCCCUGCCCUUGUGGAGAUAACUUCGUCAUCACCAAGGAGGAUUUGGAGAACGGGGAAGAGGUGGCCACCUGUCCCAGCUGCUCCCUCGUCAUCAAGGUGAUCUAUGACCGAGAUCAAUUUAUGUGUGGGGAAACAGUCUCUGUUCCUUCGACCAGCAAAGAGUUAGUUAAAUGCUGAAGAAAGCUUUGAAAACCUAAUUUAUACCAAAUAACCAAAGGAUGUGCCCAGGUGGAUAUUAAAUGUGAUACUGAAUACUUCUGAAUAACAAGAGAGGAUUUUGGUUUUUUUGUUUUUGCUUGCUUGCAGUGUAUUGCAAAGCAAAGCUUCUUUACAUCAAUUGCCACAUUAAUCUUGAAAAUAAAGAACUCAAUUGACAGAAGGGACAAACCUAGAUUUUUACAAUUGAACUUGAGUCUUAAUAUCAAUCAAAAUUUUUCAUUUUCUGGAAUUCAAAAGAAGAAGAAUUUCAGAUCAGCGAAAGAUCUUAUAAUUUAUAUGAUAAAACCUGUUAACUUUGAUAUUUCUCUUUUCCAAAGUGUCAUCUACCUCCGCAAUUAGUAGUAGUCACUGAUGCUCAUUUAAUUGGCUUCAACAGUAAAAAUCUUGUCUGUAGCUGGAUUGUAAUAGGAUUAGGUGUGUGCAUUGUCUUCUUGUUUUCUGUCAUAUCCUAACUUCAUUAAGUAAAAGCAAUGGAUAUGAAGAGGAAAAUAAGUGAUCUUUAUCCUCAGAGGAUAAAAGUCUUCUGUGUCUUAGAUACUAGAAACAAAACUCAGUGCGAAAUUGCAAGAGACCUUGGAAUUCUCAUGUCAUGUUUUCUCAAAACUAAGAGGAGCAUAAAAAGGCAAGCUUUGGGGCUUGAUGAUAAGAAUAAAGUAGUGACCAAAGGGAAGAAAAUGAAAGGCGCAACCCCUGUUGAGUCAGGAAGUGAACCAGUUGAUUAUUCCAAACCAGAGCCAAUGGUGUCUCUCUGUCUGAUCAUUUUCUAAAAGUAAAAGCCAGUGUAAUUGCACCAAGGAAGGUGGCUUUGUGUAUUUUGAUACCAUUACAACAUUGUGUCCACUGCAUGUAAAAAAGGUGAAGCGUCUCCAUUAACCAUAUCCAUUGCUGAUGAUCAUCUUUAAAAUGUGAAUGAGACCCGUUCUGGAUGACAGUACUAGUAAGGACAUAUUCAAGGCAGGUGCCAUGUAUGUGAAUUUCAGCCAAGUUAGAUCCUAGUAGUCCUAAAAGUUCUCUGAGGAGAGAGGGAGAUAAAAAGACAUGUGGAUGGUCUUUGCUGUAGUGAUGAUAGUAGUGAGAAAUUAGAGUCAUUUGUGGGGAAAUUGGAAAAUCCACAGCUCAUGAAAGGCGUGAAUCAUCUUCCCUGUGAAUACUAAGUUAGCAAACAUGCAUUGAUGACUAAAAAGUUAUUUUGGUAUUGACUUCUGCAAUUAGACAAAGUGGCUUGCCAAAGUAGAUAUUUUGUUGCUGUUAGAUGUGCUGUGCAUACCCAUAUUUAAAUUAAAACAUGUGCACGUUCCUUUUCUGCCUGCCAGUCCUACAAGGUAUACACAAAGUUAGUAAGACCAAGGGACGAUGAACUAAAAGUUGUGUGUCUGAGGCACUCGGUUCCAUGGAGUGCAAAGGAAUGUAACUGUUCUAGAAAUAUGGAAAUGGCAUUUGAUGCAGGGAGGAGCCCCCUCGCUGCAUGGGACACAGUCUCAUACAAAAGCAAAGCCGGCCUUGAACACCCGUGGUGGCUUGGACAAAAGGAGAAUCUGCACUGACUCAGACUAGAAUGAGCUGCCGGGAGAAAUGGAUUGUCCAGUCUGUUGACAUUUUUGUAGGUCUCGGCUACCUCUGCUGUUACUGUAUCGACGACAGGCACUUUAAUGCAAAAUUUGUAGUGAGUGCAAAGGGAGAAGACGAAGAAGCUGCUUGAGCCCGUGAAUCCUGCAGGAAGAGAAGCUUGGACAACAUGAACAGUUGCUGAAUUUGUGAUAAAUCACAGUGCCAUGAAGUGACUGUCCACAGCCUUGGGCAAGACAUUUGAGGGUCUGAACCAUGGGAAAAAAGUCCAAGUGCAGGAUUGUUUUUUUCACACAUAACCAGUUUCCAGUCGCCUAAUAAUGAGAAAUUCUUGGUCAUUCAUUUCUUCUUUAGAAUCCCUUCUAGUCACUUUCUUGUUUGCAUUUGCAGCUCUUGAGCAGUGGCCAAGCUACUGUCAGCUCUAGCUCUGCCCCCUGCUGCUAGCCUGCUAUGGCCACUAGCUGCAGCAGUGGGCGGAGGGCUCAUCGUGUGACCCGGAGAAAUUCUGCAGUGAGGAAGGAGUAUGCAGAUGAGAUGCAUUGGAGCUGGCUGGGGCCUGAAAAGGGCUAGAGACAGGGUGAGGCUGCUGCAGUAGCCAGAUUGGUAUGAUGGGGUGGCAGCUCUGAAGAUGGCUUUCCAGCUUUCCCUUUUUUUGUUCAGAACUAUCUCCCAUCUGUAGCAUGAGUCAAGGAUGGUUAUGGGGGAGGAGGGGAAAGGAGGAUGUUAUCCAUUGUCUCUGCUUCCUUCCUGUGGGAAUCUUCGAGUUAUAGCUGGUCACGAGGAAUAAGGGUCAUGGGUCAGGCCUCCCCCUAACAAAGGGGAUGUGGUGACUCUUACCUGUGAUGGGGUCGUUUGACCUGAGGUAGACACUUCCUGCAAAGUUAAAACUGGAGAGAUCUUUUUGACUGGUUUUAGAGGUUAAAACAAAGUGAGAAGCAGUUACAAGGCACCUCCAGGAUAUUAGAAAUACAGGCUUGUGUCUUUCCCUGGAAGAGCUGCCUUGUCUGUUUGCCUGGCUGUUGGUGAAGGACAACUUUAGGCAGUGAGGACCAAGGGCCCUCUGGUAGGUGUAUUUGUAGCUUCUUCCCUUAGCUUUACGCAAGAAAAAUCUAUAUAUUUCUAUAUAUCCUGUGAGGGAGGGAUAAGGCCAUUCCUAUUACACAAAGAUCCCAACCAGUGGGUGGGUGGGGGCCUCAAUUAUGAAUAUAACUAUGUAUAAAAGUGCAUAUAGAUUCUCUAGUAGGCAAUAAGCAGUUCUCCAUUUGCCAGAGGAAAGGGGGCACUUGGCAGUUAAAAAAUUAAACAUCUUAAUAGAUAUCAUGAAAAAGGUCAUAAAAAACCAUAAAUUAAAUCCUAUGAAAUGAUUCACAGCAGUCAUGGAUUAAUGGAUGCUACAGGACAGGCCCAGGAGCCUGGUGGGCAGAGCAGAGGCUGCAGGGGGUAAAUGGCAUCCGCUGUCUGAAUUAUGGAGAGAUUCAUUUUUGUCAUUUCUAAGUGGCUGUUGGGCUUCACCUCAUUUUGAGAGUUUAGCCAGAACAGAGCAAUAGAAUGCAGUGGCAUGAACUUUGGAAUUUUAUUUCACAGGCACUGUAAUGAUAAUAAUUCACAUUGUGUAACAGUUGGUAGUUUUCAAAGGACUUUGCUCACAACAUUUUCUUAAUCGUGUCACUGAUGUAUUUUAUUCUUCUGUAUCCGUGUCAAUAUGAGCAUCUUUGUAAGUAGACUUAGAAAAUUUAAUCUCCAAAACAACUUCAGAGUACUCUGACCAUUUUACCCAUUUGCAUCCAGUAUCCCAGUGGGUGGGGGACGUCAUGCCUUAGGAGUAAGAUUUCUAAACAGAGAUUUAGGGAAGCAAUGUGUAUAGUGCACCAUCCAGUUAAGAGACUUGGAUUAUUGUUUUAGUUUGGUUACUAAUUAGCUAUGUGACAUUUGGAUAAGAUUUAAAAUCCAUCUAAGCCUUAGAUUCUUCAUGUGUAAAAUGAGCAGGUUGCUUUAGAUGGGCUCUGAACUCUAAUCCAUCUUGUAACCAUUCCUGAUUCUGUGACGACAGAUUUAGGAAGAGUGACAUUAAUUUGCUGAUCCGAACCAAAUUGAACUCAGAUAUUCAGAGCAAAUUAAACUUUGUUUUUGAAAGUGAAAAUUUUUAAUUUUAAUUUAAAAAAAUGCACUCAUGCAGGUAUCACCUAGGCACACACGUCGUCAUUGAUGAGGAGCAUACUGUGUAAGGAGUUUGACUUCCCUCUAAAUUCAUGGAUUUUCAUUAUCCUCCUAUCCUCCCUGCCCUUGCCCAGAAGAGUAGUCUUCACCUCUCUUCAGGAAAUACUGUUUUGAUAACUGAACUUAAUGUUCUGUGUUGUUUUUGAAAAAUUACAUUGGAUUAGUAGUCUCAGUAAUAACAACUGGCAUUUAUAUAAUGUCUAAAUGUAUGGCAUAAUGCAUAAAAAACAAGCUUUAGAGAGAGAGUGAUCUGGGUUCAGGUUUCUUGGCACUUGGUUGUGUGACUCUGGGCAAUGCCCAAGCCAACUUGAGUGGAAAAUUUUCAUUGGGAGAGAGAAUUUGGAUUUGAGUUCUGUUUAUGCUACUUGCAUUUGAGUCAUGGCUAUUUAAAUGGAAUCUAAUUGAAUGUCAGAAUGUUCUUUUGAAUGGAAUGAAAGUACUUAAUGUCCUAUGUAUCAUUGUUCUUUUUAGAAUUUGAACCUUUUCAUCAACACUCAAGAUAAUCAGUGAAUUUAAAAUGUUAUGUAUACUAAGAUCCAUCGAUGAUGACUGUCUCUUCUUAAUAGCCUCCAUUAGGCCGUUGAAAUGUCGGAUCCCUGGUAUAUUUGGUUACAUGGUGCCAGUGCUUUUCUCACUAUGAUUUAACCUGUAAAGCAAAUGCUAUCACUGUCUCAACUCCAAUAUUAUACCAAGACCGUAUUGUGCAAUAAAGUGUGUUUGUCUAAAUGCAAAA
Molecule: messenger RNA, 4900 nt
Organism: Antechinus flavipes (yellow-footed antechinus)
Lineage: Eukaryota; Metazoa; Chordata; Mammalia; Dasyuromorphia; Dasyuridae
Gene: DPH3
Product: diphthamide biosynthesis 3
Exons: 3
Coding region: 94-342 (82 amino acids)
Biological process (GO): protein histidyl modification to diphthamide
Molecular function (GO): metal ion binding
Source: RefSeq, a predicted model, not a curated record